This is a messenger RNA of Pleurotus ostreatus (oyster mushroom), 6282 nucleotides long. It is a transcript of the gene BEM2, whose product is annotated as rho GTPase-activating protein. Gene Ontology annotation, biological process: small GTPase-mediated signal transduction; regulation of GTPase activity. NCBI's taxonomy places the organism in Eukaryota, Fungi, Basidiomycota, Agaricomycetes, Agaricales, Pleurotaceae. Bases 1 to 6282 code for a protein of 2093 amino acids. Gene Ontology annotation, molecular function: guanyl-nucleotide exchange factor activity. The transcript is spliced from 12 exons. The record is from RefSeq and is a predicted model, not a curated record. Gene Ontology annotation, cellular component: cytoplasm.
AUGGCUCCUCGACGUGGUGCUCCGUCUCUCAAUACAUUGAGCCCCCAGGAUUCGGCAUUGUCGACGAACGCACAGCAGUCUCCUGCUUUCCUUGGAUUACCUCGUUCUGCGUCGCCGUCGUCGGGAUUCACUCAAUUUCUUUCAAGACCGUCGAAAUGGUUUAAUCGCAGCGUCUCGACUUCAAAGAUAACUCAUAGCACGUCGGAACCCAGGUCCAGCACUAGUUCUUCUGGAAGGAAGCACAAGAUAUCCCGUCCUACGGACCCGAGGCCUAUACUCGAUCAAGUUUACGGUGGAGGAGGGAGUCGCUCCGUUUUGGAUCUCUCCUCAAGACACCCGGGGUCACUGGACAUCCCAAAUCAACCUGUGCCACCAUCACCUUCUACCCCUACUGGAUCGUCUGGUGGAUUGGGCGACCUCCGGGCCAUAUCACGUCGAGGAUGGUCUAGGUCGGCGGACGACCUGGGGAAGAUAUCUCCGACGAAUCUAUCACCGAUCAACACCAACUUUCAAGAGAAGGUAGCCCAAUACCGAGGACGUAGCGACAGCAGUGCUAGUGGCGUCUCGCCAUCGACCCCUUCAUCUCCGGCAAGUCUCAUCAAUGGGAGACAGCCAUUCCCAAUGAUCAAACCGUCCGUGUCCGUGUCUCCGCCACGAAGCUCUACCUUGCCAAUGCCAGCGCCGCCAUUAGCCAUCUCCCGUUCAGCAGACGAAUCUUCAGCUACGCAACCUCCUCAUGUACAUACCCGUUCGCAUUCCUUCACACCCAAACUAUCUUCCAAACUAGCCGCUCCUCGAUUUGGUCCCCCUAGUCCUGUCAGGAAGGGUUCUGGCUCAUCAGAAAGAGACUUUCCUAUGAUGUCCAAAGACCUUGAUAAGUCGAUCUCUGGAAAGCCCUUCACGACGGAGCCCGCGCGUUCUACAACGCUUCUAGCGCCGCCUCUCAUUAUCGAACCAGCAGAAUCCGUCGAACACGUAGUAGAGGACGCGGUUGUUGAAACGAAGCGAUCUUCGCAGAUCGUCUACCAUAGUGGCUUUAUAAAUCGCUUGACUGAGGCCAAUGCCAACUUCUUUCGGCACCCACCUGACUUAUCUUCCGAUCGUGGUUGGAAACCCUUUAAGCUCGAAUUGAAAGGUUCAAAGCUCUAUUUCUACAAACCACCGGGAGAUCGGAGCGCUGCUGUCAAAGCCCUAUUCCCUUCGGAGUUAGUACCUGCCGACCAGGAGAUCGAGGAACCAGAGGAACACGACAUUGGAGGCGCUUCCUUGAGACCUCACCGGGAGGGCGAUGGGUCUAUGGGAAGGAAGAAGAGAGCUUAUUGGGGGCGGAGCAAACACCCAGAACUUACUCUAGAUCCCAGCGGGCGGGUAAUUAAAGGUUCCUAUGAAGCAUUAGUCCACGAAACAGUUUUCGCCACCACGUUUUUCAAAGAAGCCGCCGACAGCCAGCAAGUCAACUCUCAGGAACGGUGGAAGGACUUCGCCACGUCCAUCCUCCUUUGGAUACCCGACCUAGUCAAUCGUUCGAAGUUUGAAACGGAGUUCACCAGAUGUUGUGCAUAUCUCAUCAGCGGGGCGCCGGAUGAGAAACGCGAAAGCGAACGUGAAAGAGUUUUGUGGCUGGCUCAAGAAUAUUUGAGAUGUCACGGAGAACCUUCUGACUUGCCUUCGUGGGAGGAGUGGCGCUCGGAGACACUUCCUGAAGCAACUUUGGUAGUCCCGAUUCACUCCAGCGGCCUACCUACGUCUUUUUCAGCGCAGGCAGUUUAUGCUCCUACUCCCCUGUUGUCGAAUGAAUCCCCUGAUCUUGGCGCGUUCUCGCCUCGGCCGGAUGGUGGCAUUCCGAAGGUGGCAUCUCUUAUGGACGCACUGGGGAUGGAACCUCCUCGGCCAGCCCCUUCUUCCCCUUCCUCGAAGUCAGUAUUGGAUCAGAGGACUUUUGAACCCCACUCUCCCUACAACGCGUCUCCUUCCCGCCAAACAAAAUGGAAUGCCCUUCGGCUGGAGGGUCUUUCGCGAUCCGUUCUUUCUACAAUCGACCCUCGUUUACUCGCUCAGAGUUUAACUCUCUUUCAUCGUUCCAUCCUUGAACAAGUCCCAGAGAACCUUACUGUCUCAUCAAUCCUAUCGAAUGCCACCGACAAUGAGGCCAUAGCAAAUCUUUUUGGAAGCAACGAUCAUCCCCACUGGUUGACGAAAUUGAUUUUACUACAGAUCUUGGGGCCUGAUUCCAGUAAUUCAGCCAAUCCCGCUCAAAGCUCUUCCCCAGGUAGCAGUUCAGAGGACCAUCACAUCCAGACUUCACGAACCCAUUCUCGGUCAGAAGCCAUAUCCACCUGGACUCGAAUCGGCGAGUUGUGCCGUUCUGCUGGUGACGAAUGCUCGUGGAGAGCCAUCGCGGACGCCUUGCGCAGCCAACCUGUUGCACGAUUGGAGAAAGUCUGGAAGAGGGUGGAUCCACAGGCCUUAGUUGCUGUCGAAACCUGGGUAUACCCCAAUGCCGACGGAGAAUGGGUGGGCAUCAAAGAGCCUCGCGUAACGCCCUGGGGUGGUACCAUUAGGGACCACAUCAAAAUGGCUCUAGACGGGGCGAGGGAUGGUGGUGACGUGGAAGAGCAAUGGAGAUUAGAAGCUUUCGACAAGGCGAAACAGUUAUACGAGAAGAUAAGGACAUCGUUUUCGUUGUGCCCUCGACGAGCCACUGUUAGUGAUGGAGGAGACGACGAUCUACAUUCGUUGAUCACCUUCUGGCGGGAUAUGUCCAGUCAACGUGGCGGUAGUGGAGGCUUAGCUGCCAAGUUCCAGCGCGUCGACCAGUUUAUGUCCUUGUCUCUCGCGGCCGAACCUCGUCGGAAAGGCCUCUUUGAACCCCAUUACUGGACUCGACCGCCCAAUAGCUAUUCCCCCUCCGCUGCCCUUAUCCCUCUCAUCUUCCCCGAACCUUUACCUGCGCUCAGUCUCAUCGAUCGAUCCUCUGUCCUGCGAGGGCGUCAAGACAGUGACCCGACCGACUUGCAGUAUAUUCGGCUGGAGGACCGCAAAGGCCGUCGAUCUGAUAUCGGUGGAUGGGACUUCGCUGGCAUCAGGCGAGGCGGUACAAUGAUCCCCGUUUUUGGAGGCGAACUUGUGCUCGUUGUUCGACCUGGUGCAGAUCCGGCUGCUUCAUUAGGCUCCCGCCCGCCGUCGCAAGCCCCUUCGCGUCCUCCCAGCUCCGUCGUCGACGUAUCUCCUGGGGAGAAGAGCGUGAGUCGCGCUCCAUCUAUUCGAGUCAAGCCCGGAUCUUCGCAGAGCCUGGAACGAAAGACUAGCAUGGCCCGACGCAAUUCCCUCCCCGCUAUCUCGCAACGACAGGACAUAAUGACGAUCUCGGAACCCUCUACGGAACCGCCGCUCCGAGUGUUGGUGCAGGCAGCGACACUCAAUGCUUUAGUGCAAAUUCUUGUACAUGGAUUGAAGAACGUUUCCGUCUCGGUUGCUGAUGACAAUGGUGAAAUGGCACUGAAAGAAGGCAAGACCCGCGAAUUGUUUAUGGACUACGGAGAAUUUUCGACCGUUUGGUGGCGCGUGUUCCGAAGCUUCGUCACGCCGUUGGUGUUUUUUGAGCUCCUUCGCAAACUAUACAUUUCUUUCCAGCCACAGACGCACGAAGCGAAGGACUACUUCGUCCCUAUGCGGAAACGGUCUGAAGUUAUCCAGACUCUGAGCGAAUGGAUCACCAAUGGCGGAGGCGCACAGGAUAUCCUUGAUGACCCACAACUGUUCAACUCCAUGAAGUCAUUCCUGGAGAGCGAGAUAGACCACGCUAUGAACGGCAUCACUGAGUGCGAUGAUGUGGAUGUGGUCAACUCUUGGUCGAUCCUCCUCGAAGAGAGGACUUCUCUGGGGCGAGCUUUUCACCUCCAGUCCAUGCGGCCCAAAGCUUUAUCCCCUCAACCUCGUGGUUCGGCGGCCAGAAUGAGGAACAUCAGUAGUCGGGAUGCUCCGAACCUUGAUCAAGUUACGGCAGAGGAGCUUGUUGAGGACAUUGAUGGAAUGGCCUUUGCGGCGUUCAGUACCGUAACGGACGAGGAUCUCUUCAUCACGGCUGACUUGCUUGAAGUGCAAACGGCUGACCGCAUCGGGUGGUUUCCUCAACGAGAGCUUCCAACCAGCGAGGAAGUCAUAGAGAUACAGACCAUUUAUUCUCACUUCCAGGACGUGGAACCUUCAUCUUUCAUUUCCGAGAUGGCCCACGAGAAUUUCUAUCGCCUCCUGCCCCCUGGCGUUCGAAGUUGUGUCCGUGCCUACACAAUCAUCCGUAAAUGGUUGAUCUCCAAAAUAGUCACGCCACGACUAGGCGUACGUGCUCGGCAAGCUCGUUUGGAGCUUCUGCUCCAAGCCAUUGAAGUUGCUCGCCUUCGCAGCUUCUGUCUACCAUCCUCUUCAAACCUGCCGUUGUCUGACCGACCUUGUACCCGCUCGUUUGUUGAGACCGUCAUCACCUCUGCGCUCCUGAGCAUAGAGAGCCGGAUGUAUCACCGAGUAUGGCAAAACAUCGCUUUGCAGCGUGGUUGUCAAUGCGAUUCUCUGAGCUCGCUACUUUCGAAGUCAUCUAUCGAAGCACCUACGUCCCGAAGGUCAUUGAUAGUUGACAUCGGAUGGUUGAUGGAGCGUAUGCUUGAAAUCAUCGCCCUUCCGGAUGUACUAGAUUCUUCCCCCCCUGGCAACCUCCUGGUUAACUACGAUAAGAGACGCCAUAUUUGCAAUCUGAUCGCUGACGCGCCAACGUCAUCGUCAAGUCGUACGUAUCCUCAGCGCGAUAGUCCACUUCGCCGAGGAUUGGAACGCCUGAACAAUAUCGAGAAAGAAGCUGCGAACGUACAAUUCGAUUACCGAGCCAUCAAAGACGAGGCCCAGCGAGAAGCCGCUCAGAUGCCCGUAUCUGGCUCCGUAUCCGCAAAGAAGGUCUCACGUCCAUUCCAACGUCUGGUGAUGCUCCAAUCAGAAAAGUAUCGACGAGACAAAACCCUUCGCUUACGCCUGCAGAAAGAGAAGGCUCAGGAACAAGCAAAGAACGAGAAACGUGAUGAUAUCCUUACGAAGGCGAUGCGCCCUAGAAAGCCACCAUCAUCGGCGGCCCAAAAGCAGCAUCGAAACAAGAAGAGCAUGUCCGCCUUCCUACAGUUUAUGCGGCCAAUUUCAAGUGCUUUUGGAGCGGAUGUUCAGCCUACUUCCUUGAAACGGUCACCUGCCGAGCUCGACUUCAUACCUUCUGGAAAGCCCACGCACGUCAUAAGCCUUGUUGACACUCGCACAGCCCAGUAUAUCAAUCAAUCCAGAUCAUUCACCUUUCAACUCGACACGGAGGAUGGUGGACAUUAUUUACUUCAGGCGAUGAACAGACAAGAUAUGAUCAAGUGGAUGGAGACUAUCAACCGUGUUGCAAAAAUAGCUGCCAAACGCCGCCUUACUUAUCUAGGAAACGCACUGAAGCCACAGCCUUCUGAUCAUAUACAUGACCACCCUAAGCAAGGCUCUGUUGAUCCAACUGCUGUCUUUGGUGUUCACCUUGAGGUACUGCUUCGGCGAGAAGUCUCUGGAGACGAACCCGUCCCCGCUGGGACGAUUCCAAAGGUCAUCCAGGAAUGCCUCCACGAAGUAGAGUCUCGCGGAUUGACAGAAGUCGGAAUAUAUCGAAUUGCUGGCGCGAGCUCCGAGAUCAACUCACUCAAAGAAGCAUUCAAUCGAGGAGAGAACCCCAUCAAUCCAGACACCGACAUCCACGCCGUGUGUGAUCUAAUCAAGACAUGGUUUCGCCUAUUACCAGAGCCCAUUUUCCCAUCAUCGGCCUACUAUGAAAUCAUUGAAGCAAUGCAGCUGGAUGACCUUGACGCGCGUCUGACCAAAAUACGCGAAGUUGUCCAAGGACUGCCUACAGGCAACUUUGAUAUUCUGAAAAGAGUAGCAGAACAUCUUGAUAAAGUUACGGACUACGAAGAAAGUAACCAAAUGACGGCUGAAGGGUUAGCCAUCGUAUUCAGCCCCAAUCUCUUACGUGCUCCGCACAACGACUUCGUGAUGAUUCUGGCCAACAUGGGCCACACUCAUAAGCUUGUGAAGGCACUGAUCACCCAUUUCCACACCAUCUUUGAUGAAGCUGAUCCUGAGGUCGAUGCUGAUCAAGAUGAGUAUGACUCUCCGAUUAUGGAAGAAGACGAGGAGGAUGAGAGUAACGACGAUAAAACAUCCUUUACUAGUCCGACCCAAGAAUCUGAACGCUCGACGCUUAACCCUGGAUCAUAA